This is a messenger RNA of Pelobates fuscus (common spadefoot toad), 1569 nucleotides long. It is a transcript of the gene TRIM63, whose product is annotated as tripartite motif containing 63. The record is from RefSeq and is a predicted model, not a curated record. Gene Ontology annotation, cellular component: cytoplasm. The transcript is spliced from 9 exons. Bases 171 to 1232 code for a protein of 353 amino acids. NCBI's taxonomy places the organism in Eukaryota, Metazoa, Chordata, Amphibia, Anura, Pelobatidae. Gene Ontology annotation, molecular function: ubiquitin protein ligase activity; zinc ion binding. Gene Ontology annotation, biological process: protein ubiquitination.
GAAGAGAAAAGCAUUGCUAGUCUGGUAAUAACUAAUUCUCACAUAGGACUGGAGAAGAGAAAGAAAGCCAUAGCUUGGAUUGCUGAGAGGAGCACAAACUCAAGAAGUCUACAAAAGGAAGAGAAUUGGUUGAUCAUACUUGAAAAGUCAUUGUGAGAGGGAGGAUUGUAAUGGAUUACAACACAGAUAUUAUCCGGGACAAUAAUCCUAUGGACAAUUUGGAAAAACAGCUUAUUUGCCCUAUCUGUCUAGAAAUGUUUAAUAAACCUGUGGUGAUCCUGCCAUGCCAGCAUAACCUGUGCAGAAAGUGUGCCAAUGAUGUAUUUCAGGCUGGUAACCCAUACUGGCCCACACGAACUUCAGUAUCUGGGGGUCGAUUUCGCUGCCCAACCUGUCGCCAUGAAGUAAUCUUGGACCGUCAUGGCGUGUAUGGCUUGCAGAGAAAUCUACUUGUAGAAAACAUAAUAGAAGUAUACAAACAAGAUUAUACCAGCCGACCUGAGAAAAAGGAAAAUCACCCAAUGUGUGAGAAGCAUGAAGAUGAGAAAAUAAAUAUCUAUUGUUUAAGCUGUGAAGUACCUACUUGCUCAAUGUGCAAAGUGUUUGGUGCUCACAAAGACUGUGAUGUGUCUCCCCUCCAGAGUGUUUAUCAGUCCCAGAAGACAGAACUCAGUAGUUGUAUAUCGAUGUUGGUAGCUGCCAAUGACAGAAUCCAAUGUAUACUCAGUCAGCUUGAAGAGUCAUGCAAAACUGUACAGAAAAACAGCCAAAAAAGAAAGGUGUCUGUGAAUGAAGCAUUUGAAGUUUUGAGCAGGAUCUUAGAAGAGACAAAAGCACAUCUUACUCAGAGGAUUUCAGAAGCUGAGGAGGAGAAGCUGAAUUUUGUGCGUUCUCUUGUACACAACUACCAAGAACAACUCCAGUCUUCCUCAAAUCUGUUGCAGAAUGCCUUCCAGGCCAUGGAACAUUCUGGAGCUGCUAACUUCCUGCUUAACUCCAAGCAGUUGAUUAAAACGAUAAUGGAAGCAUCUAAAGGCUGUCAAUUGGAAAAAACAGAUCCUGGGUUUGAGAAUAUGGACCAGUUCAUGCUGGAUGUGGAGCAAGUCAGUCAUUUCUUGAAAAGCAUAGAUUUCAGCCCAGGCUGUGAAGAUGAGGAAGACGACAUGGAGGAGUAUGAAGAAACAGAAGAGGAUAGGCCUGAGGUGCAUAGAGACCGUGUGAAAACCCCAUAAGAAGGAGGGAGAGGACCGUGUGCUAUUAUCUCAAUGAAAGGCGGAAAAUUAAGAAAAUCACAUGCGCCUGUUUGAAGGAGAGCCUGCAGGCAAAUAACUCAGGACUGCUGCUAUUAAUCAGGGAACCUAUAUUUAGGUCACUGUGAUCAGGGUGUAUAUAUUUGUCAAAUUAAUGUAUAUGCUGAUUGGUGAUGUGACUGAAUUUGGCUAGUUCACAGGUUUCAGGGAAUCCUGUCUGGAGGACAGGAUGAGGGGCUCACCAAUUUGUUAAUCUCAAUCUGUUGUGAUGUAGAUUCAUUCAUUUUUAUUGCACCUAAAUAAAACUGUUUUUAGUGUU